AUGUUGUCUUCUCGGAUAUCGGCCUCUAUAGCUUACUCAAACAUCGCCUCUACAACCACGCCGCUGCCGCCCAAAUCUACUGAUCACAGCGCCUCAAUACUUCAGCAUGAGGCUGGCGUGGCUCAAGAUUCGUCCCCAAUUUCCUACGAACCUCCAAAGUCAGGCUUUNUGUCCUAUUUGCCUGCCUCAUUCGUGCCCUAUGCCGAGCUGAUCCGCAUCGACAAGCCGGUAGGCACUUAUUACUUGCUUUUCCCUUGUAUCUUCAGCACCCUUCUUGCCGCUCCGCUGGCAUCACCCAUCACCGCCCCUUCAACAGUCCUGGCCACCACUGCUCUCUUCGCUACUGGCGCACUGGUCAUGCGUGGCGCAGGCUGUACUAUCAACGAUCUCUGGGAUCGAAAUCUGGAUCCAAAAGUUGCCCGUACCCGAUUGAGGCCUAUCGCACGUGGUGCUGUUUCUCCAGAAGCUGCCAUCGUCUAUACUGGCUGCCAACUCCUGACCGGUUUGGCUGUGCUACUGCAGUUUCCUUUUGAAUGCUUCUUCUACGCUACGCCUUCAUUGCUCUUGGUAUCGACAUAUCCUCUGGCAAAGCGUGUUACCAACUAUCCUCAAGCUGUCUUGGGGCUCACCUUCUCUUGGGGCGCCAUCAUGGGCUUCCCUGCUUUGGGUGUCGACCUUUUGUCGAACCACGCCGCACUCACUGCUGCAGCUUGUCUGUACUCUUCCAACAUUGCAUGGACUAUUCUUUACGACAUGAUUUACGCGCACCAAGAUAUUAAGGACGAUGCAAAGGCCGGUAUCAAAUCAAUUGCUCUUCGUCAUGAAAAGAACACCAAGGCAGUUCUCAGUGGUCUGGCCGUCGUUCAUACCACUCUGCUUGCCGCUGCUGGAGCUGCAAUUGGAGCCGGGCCCAUUUUCUAUAUUGGCACUUGUGGAGGCGCUUUGUUCACAACUGCAAACAUGAUCUGGAGAGUGCGUUUGAGCAGCGUCAAGAAUUGUUGGUGGUGGUUCAGGAGUGGAUGCUGGAUGACUGGUGGUGCGAUCACCCUCGGCCUCACUGGAGAGUACCUUGCACAUUACCUCGGAUGGUACGAAGAUGAGUCCCGCUGA
Molecule: messenger RNA, 1110 nt
Organism: Aureobasidium vineae
Lineage: Eukaryota; Fungi; Ascomycota; Dothideomycetes; Dothideales; Saccotheciaceae
Source: the annotation of a GenBank genome assembly